Messenger RNA from Selaginella moellendorffii, 1557 nucleotides. RefSeq names its product ELMO domain-containing protein A-like. Lineage: Eukaryota; Viridiplantae; Streptophyta; Lycopodiopsida; Selaginellales; Selaginellaceae. Bases 304 to 1362 code for a protein of 352 amino acids. The record is from RefSeq and is a predicted model, not a curated record. The transcript is spliced from 10 exons.
GCUGACACGUAAGCCAUCCUAGGGCUCUAGUGUGACAGAGUAUGAUCUCUACGGAGAGGAGAUAGUCCUUUGUUUUUUAGGAAAUGCCCCUUUGGGAGCGUGCAUAGAUCUCUGCGCUGAAUCGAUGCCGCCCGGCCAGCUGCCGAGCUCCACGAAUCUGGUGGCCGUGCGACAAAAAUCUCGCUCCUGGCUCUGUAGGUCGCAGGGAUUUUGCGCGCGCGCGGCGAUGGCGUCCUAGAUGGAGCGAUUCCAGCAGCAACAUUCCGCGCUGUGUGCAUUGUGCCGGAGAUUCUCCCGGGGAGGAUGUCCGAGGCGCGAGCUUUGAGGAUUUCCUCUUGGCCGGGGAGGGGAGAGAGCGGCGGGGCGGCAGCUAUGAGGUCGGGUUCCAUCCGGAGGAGAGAUGUGGCAAAGAAGCGGCAGCAUCACCAGCACCAGCAGGAAGAGAUGGAAGAAUCGGUAGUGGCGGCAGCGCAUCGUCACGGAUCGGAGGCUACUUGCGAGCCGCUUGGCAUUUUCUACUGCCCGUGGCAAACAAGCGUCAUUGAUGAUGACGACGAUGAGUGGAGAGAACGGCGGAGACGCGAAGAACAGGCAUGGACACAGAUCUUUUCCAAGAUAAUUGUGCAAUGGGGGCAUUGGUUCUCUCAUAUCGUUGCUGGAUCAGGUGCGUGGGUGGGUAGUGUUCUCCAUCGUGUUGUGACGCGCCGGCAUGACAAUGGGGCCAAAAUCGCAGACUACGAUUUGACGCCCAUUCAGGAAGAGAGGCUGCACAAACUUCAACAGCGAUUGGAAGUGCCAUUCGAUGGAACGCGUUCGGAGCACCAGGAAGCUCUGAUGAGCCUAUGGCGGUUCGCCUUUCCUGGGUGCGAGCUACGGAGCCUCGUAACGGAGAAGUGGAAAGAGAUGGGAUGGCAAGGCUCGGAUCCCUCCACAGACUUUCGGGGUGGCGGUUUCGUGUCUCUCGAGAACCUACUCUUCCUCGCCGAGAAGUAUCCUAAAUCUUUCCACAGACUCCUCCACAAGGAGGGCGGCAAGAGAGCUGUAUGGGAGUACCCCUUUGCGGUGGCGGGCAUCAACGUCUCGUUCAUGCUAAUCCAGAUGUUGGACCUACGCUCAGCGAAGCCGAGCUCGACAUCCGGCCUCAACUUUUUAAAACUCCUGGCGGAGGACGAGACCGCUUUUGACAUCUUGUACUGUAUAGCUUUCGAGAUGAUGGACUACGAAUGGCUUGCGAUGCAUGCGACCUACAUGGAAUUCAACGCCGUGCUCACAAUCACUCGGCAAAGACUAGAGCGCGAGCUCUCGCUCAAAGAGGUCACAUACGUCAAGGACUUACCAGCCUACACACUCUUGUGCCAGUAGACGCACACACUCCUGACUUGGAAACCGAAAAACCUGUUAACCAUUGUACAAAGAUACCGAUCCUGACCAACCAAUUCGAGGAAGAAGACUUGCUUCAUUACCAAAGAAUGCACCAAUAUCGUCAAUAUAUAAUAGUAUACCAAAGGUUCAUCAUCAAUAAUAAGCUAUCCGGGGUGGGGGAUUUGAAAAGCAAAA